ACGACAGUCGCAACCGUAUUGUUGCUACUAUCUUUAGUCCGCUGCAAAGUUGCGGACGAGCCGAGCGCCGAUGAGCGACUUUAGCCGCAUCACGAUGCCUGAUUCCGCGCCGCGCCGCAGCUUCAAGCACGGGCAGUCGCGGCGCGUCGUUGAGGUGUCGUUCAACGAGUACCACAUGCGCAAGAACGAAAUUCUGACGAAAAUUCACAACCGAUUGCUCUGGCUGUCGUCGGCAGCGAUCCUCUUUGGCUCGAUCGAGCUUGUGCUCUACAUCAUCAUCAAGUACAAACUGCUCGAGAGCAACGUUCUGUACCGAAAGCCGUGCCUCGGUGUGCCUCUCUACUCGAUCUACAUGGUGUACUGGGCCGCUUGCGCCGUUGUGAGUGCACACGGCUUGCACCUCUACAACGGGUGGCGCAAGCAGCUCGAGUGCGGCACCAACGCCGUCAUGCACUGCCGCGUCUUUGAAAUACUGAGCGCUGCGUGGACAGCCAUCGCGUUUUGGCUUCUCGUGAGCAAGUUUUAUGUCUUUGGCUUCCUCGACCUCAGCGUGCUUGGCGCCAACGCCCAAAACAUCGAGUAUGCAGUCGCGACGGGCACCGUCUCGGUGCAUUUGCUCGUCUGCCCGUGGCUCCUCCGCACGAUCCACUCGAAGACGACGCAGAUCGACGACCUCUUUGCGUCGGAAUUUCUGGGAAAAACCCGAAUCAAGCACGUCGAUGUGGCCCCGAUGGUCGACCGACUCGACGAUAUUGCGUCCGUGCCCCCCCGCGGCGCCCACGACAACGACAGCGAGGCUGACGACGACGACCACCAUAGUACUGAGGAGAAACCCGACAAACGUUCUUCGGAGCACGCGCCGAGUGAAGACGCCCAUGUCGAUGCGCCGUUGGCCGAGUUUACACUGGACAUGAAGCGGACCAUGAAGAAGGCAGCGUUUUGGGACCUCUGGAAGGCGACGGACGUGGCCGGGUCGUUUUCGUGCAACUUUAAAAAUGCGCACGCCCCCACGAUGGCCGAGAUCAAGGCGCAUUUGACCAAGCACGGCUUCCACGUCGCGUCCCAAAAUGAAUCCAAAGACGUACUCGAAGUCUACUUGUACGCACACGCAAAUGGCGCUGAGACGCCGUUCGUCGCGGAGUUUGUGUUUGUCUACUCGCGCCAAUUCUUCCAGUCGACGUUCAAGUGCAAAGACAAGGCCGCGGCGGCCGAGUUUGUCAAGCAUUUUCAACUACAAGAGCUCAUGGAAACCUUCGACUAAACACCUCCAAUCGACCAGCAUUGUAUCAAUGUAUCAAUUUAUCAAUGGACGCGGACCCAUUUCGCGAUGCUGUCGUUGCU
Saprolegnia diclina VS20 is the source of this 1341-nucleotide messenger RNA. RefSeq lists its product as hypothetical. The coding region runs from base 71 to 1261 and encodes 396 amino acids. Lineage: Eukaryota; Oomycota; Saprolegniomycetes; Saprolegniales; Saprolegniaceae. The transcript has 11 exons. Gene Ontology annotation, cellular component: clathrin adaptor complex. The record is from RefSeq and is a predicted model, not a curated record. Gene Ontology annotation, biological process: intracellular protein transport; vesicle-mediated transport.